Molecule: messenger RNA, 973 nt
Organism: Botrytis cinerea B05.10
Lineage: Eukaryota; Fungi; Ascomycota; Leotiomycetes; Helotiales; Sclerotiniaceae
Exons: 2
Coding region: 142-828 (228 amino acids)
Source: RefSeq, a predicted model, not a curated record
GAUGUUCAUGAAUUCUGUAGAUCAGGAACUACUUCAUGUACUACUAAUACUCGUCUACUUUCUCCAUUGCUAAACCAAUCUAACAACGUUCAUUCAACCAAAGGAAUAAUUAAUCUCACCCAAACUCUCAAAGAUAUCAAAAUGUUAACAAAAUUCACCGCCCCCCUGGUAUUCCUCUUCCUACGCACAGCCAUAUGCACGCCCCUUACCUCUCAUCUCCAAGCACGGCAAUCCGUCACCCCACCCCCAGAGUGCGACGUCAUACCUACCUGGGAAGUGACAGAAUUCUCCUGGUUUAAUUCCACGCAUAAUUUAGAUUGCGUUCACCAGGUAAACGUUCCCGAAGUAUGUGUCAACUCCACCGCCAACGGCCUCGUAGGCUGUGACGGCAAUCUCGGUCCCUGCGACGAAUGUGGCUUGAACGGCUGCCUCACCGGUCUUCCCCUGCAGCCUGCUGGCUUCGGCCCUCCAGACGACAUUAAAAUCGGCAUUAACACUCCUAGCGACUACAAUCGAUGUGAGCAAACUAACCCAGCUGGAUUUCGCCGCUACGACGUCGGCGAUGGAGUUGUCUUCUGUGCAGGAGUGGCGUAUCGAGUUUCCUUCAUCGGAGAUAGCAAUCCCACCAGUGACGGUUCGCCAAAUAAGGGAACGCUUUAUUAUGAACCGAACCAUCAGUGGGCUUGUACGAAUGGAAGCGUUAUUCAAGGGUCUGGGAGUGUAGAGUUUGAACUUGAUUGUUCAUAUGAUUCGGGCAGUAAUGCAACUUGUGUUAUCCCUGAGGGGAACAAUGUUGUUAUUCCCCUCCUAUCUUAUACGAUCAUUUAGAUAAUUAGCUUAUGAAAUUGGGUUUCCCAAUAAGAGGAAAAUAGUCAAUAUCGUGUCGAAUAUAUAGUCUAAAGAUUAUCAAUCCACCCCGUGUUAGCCUGCAAAAAUGCUUUCGUGUUCGCAAGAGGUAAUUAAUCAUCGGAUA